ACAUCACUCUAUUUACAAUUUGUGAUAAAGCUUUGAUAAAAAUUACCACUAGAGGGUAUGUUUUGCUUCAGUUUAUUUUCCGAACAGCUGAUUGUUGAUUGCAAUAAUGUGUCAAAGCUCAUAAAAAUGUCUAGAAAUCAAAAAAGUUUAAAUAAAACGGAAAAUUUGGUUUUAUAAUUUUUUGUUUAACAUUAUUGAAUAGCAAUUAGUGUUAAUAACUAUAAAUUAAUCCAAAAUUCAAUCAAAUGUUGAAAGUGUCGAUUUAAUCUGAUUAUACAUGACUAUAAAUAUUAACAACCCGGCAAAUUAAAGUAUGACACUCACCUUUCAACGUCUUGUCAAGAAAAAAAUUAACUUUCGAGUUGAUGUGUUCACAGUAAUAACGAUGUUCAUCAUUGUAAUAGCAUUUUAUUCAUUAUUAUCAAAAGAAUGUACAGCAAAGAUGAAUCCUGUUACAAAUAAACCAAAUUACAGGCUAAUUGUGCUCAUUCUUACUAGCCCAGGAAACAUGAAACAGAGAGAUACAAUCAGAAAAACAUGGAUUUCUGAUAGAAAUUUCAAUGUCAAGCAUUUCUUCGCCAUAGGAACGUUAAAUAUUGAUCAAGAACAAUUGGAAACUCUUCAAUCAGAACAACAGAAAUUCAAAGAUUUAUUAUUUCUACCAAAACUUCAAGAUUCUUAUGGAACUCUGACUAAAAAAGUUCUACAAUCAUUUCAAAAAAUUUAUGAAGAUUAUACGUUUGAUUAUUUACUUAAAUGUGAUGAUGAUUCGUUUGUUUUAUUACAACAAUUGUUAGUGAAUCUUCAAUCUUGGGAAGCUAAAGGAACUCGGAAAGAAUUGUACUGGGGUUUUUUCAAUGGAAAAGCUCAUGUAAAGAGACGAGGACCUUGGAAAGAGCCUGAAUGGAAUUUAUGUGAUUAUUAUCUUCCAUAUGCUGUUGGUGGUGGAUAUGUAUUGUCUUACAAUCUGGUUAAAUAUAUUGCUGUUAAUGCUGAUAAUUUAAGGUUAUUCAAUGCUGAAGAUGUAUCUGUUGGCUUAUGGCUUGCUCCAGUUGCAAAUAUUGAAAGAAAACAUGAUAUCCGUUUCGACACCGAGUAUAGAUCUAGAGGCUGUUCUAAUCAGUAUUUAAUUACUCACAAACAAAGUAGUGAAAGCAUACAAAGUGUACAUAAUCAUUAUCAAACUUCAGGAAAUUUGUGUGCUCAAGAAGUGAGUGAGAGGAUGAGCUAUCAGUAUAAUUGGACUGCUCCUCCUAGUCAAUGUUGUGAAAGAAAGCCUGGAUUAAUUUAAUAAGUUUCUGAUAAACACUUUAAUUUAUAUUUAAUCAUUGCUAAUAAGAAUCUAGUCAAUUUAAAGGACUAUAAAAAUUAAUAAUCAUUAUAUUCAAUCAUUAUCUCUUAUAUUUCAUAAAAAAUUUUGUAAAUCAGUUAAAUUAAAACAUUAUUGUG
Messenger RNA from Chelonus insularis, 1449 nucleotides. It is a transcript of the gene beta3GalTII, whose product is annotated as beta-1,3-galactosyltransferase 6. The record is from RefSeq and is a predicted model, not a curated record. Gene Ontology annotation, molecular function: UDP-galactosyltransferase activity. Gene Ontology annotation, biological process: glycosaminoglycan biosynthetic process. NCBI's taxonomy places the organism in Eukaryota, Metazoa, Arthropoda, Insecta, Hymenoptera, Braconidae. The coding region runs from base 314 to 1291 and encodes 325 amino acids. Gene Ontology annotation, cellular component: Golgi membrane. The transcript has 2 exons.